Oncorhynchus keta (chum salmon) is the source of this 2777-nucleotide messenger RNA. Its product is annotated as phosphatase and actin regulator 3-like. Gene Ontology annotation, biological process: actin cytoskeleton organization. The record is from RefSeq and is a predicted model, not a curated record. The transcript is spliced from 12 exons. The coding region runs from base 482 to 2059 and encodes 525 amino acids. Gene Ontology annotation, molecular function: actin binding. NCBI's taxonomy places the organism in Eukaryota, Metazoa, Chordata, Actinopteri, Salmoniformes, Salmonidae.
UGCGUUACGCGGUGGAAUAAACAGCCUCGUCUUCUUGGGACUGACUGAUUCUGCUGAGUACGUUGGCUCUGUUGGCUCUGUGACGAGGGUCCUCUGACUGCCCUCUCCGUUCCUUUCUUCCUGUGACGACGGUAGAGGAUUCACUCAGUCCUCCGACUACCCUCUGCUCCUCUCCUCCCUUGACGAGGGUACAGGAUUAACUCAGUCCUCUGACUGCCCUCUCCUCCUCUCCAUUCCUCUCUUUUCCUCUUCUCUGUUCCUCUCUUUCUGUGACGAGGGUACAGGAUUUAAUUAUUAUUAUUAUUUAUUUUUUUACGUUUAUUUAACUAGUCAAGUCAGUUAAAGAACAAAUUCUUAUUUUCAAUGACGGCCUAGGAACAGUGGGUUAACUGCCUCGUUCAGGAUUUACUCAGUCCUCUGACUACAGACGAGACCCUGUCCUCGUCUAUUCAUUGGACUGAUUGGAAGGUACAGUAAAUUGAUGGAACAGCAGCGGGGUGCAGGCGCUCCAGAGGGUGUGGUGUCGGGGGUGCUGACCCCUCCCGUCAGGAGGAGCAGUAAAUUAGCCAGUCUGGGACAGAUCUUUAAACCCUGGAAAUGGAGGAAAAAGAGGAACGGCAAGAUCCAACAGAACUCCGCAGUGGGAAUCGAACCCACAACCCUGGCCGUUGCGCUGUGUGUUUCAGCUUUAGAGCGGACCCGGGAUGAACUGGCCAAUAGGGGCCUGGAGGGGAUUGAACCAGAGUUUUGUGAGGCGUGUGGGGGGUUAGAAGACCCUGACACUCCCAGCCAAUCGGACGCAGAGGAGAGAGAGGAGGAGGAGCCUUUGGCGCCCCUGGCAACCACAUCAGAGUACCUGGUCAGCGAUGAAGACAACCCAUCUACAGCUGUUGAUCUGACAGAAGACACUUUGACAGUGGCGGACCAGAGUGAGGACGGAGGGGAGGAGGACACCUCCCUCUGUGAGCCCUGUGUGGAAAGCUUUCUGGUACAGGCUGAGACAGGAGGGGGGCAGGAGACACCUCAUCCCAUGGACCCCCCAUGGGACCUCCCACACCCCAACCUACCCAAACUACUUACCAGGCUGGGCAGCCUAGAGGGUCCUCACCCCUUCCCUAAGUCGGAUCCUAACCUAGAGAGGAAGAAGUCUCCAGCCACUCUACCCCGGAACUUCACUUUGCCCAGGACUACCCAGGGUUCCUUGCUGCGAGGACGGAUCUCCACCCCUACCGGUUCCCCUCACCUGGGGGCACUGCGACCCCCACCGCCCCCCAGCUGUAUUAUAGAGGAGCUACAUCGGGCCCUGGCCACCAAACACAGACAGCACAGUUUCCAACCGAAGGAAAUGAGCUCUUCUCCGAAGCUUCGGUACGACAGUCGUCUGGCGCGUACAGCCAGCGUGGAGAAAGUCCCAACCGGAGGGAUGGAGAGAGAGAAGGAGAGAGAGGAGAGAGAGAAGGAGAGAGGGAAGGAAUCAGACGAGAACAAGGAGAACAGACGUCUAGAUGAAUUCUACAACGACCCUGACCGCUGGAAUGACUCUGUCAUCUCUGGCACCCUGCCGCGGCGGAUGCGUAAGGAGUUGUUAACAGUGAAGCUUCGUAACCGGCCCAGUCAGCAGGAGCUGGAGGACAGAAACAUCUUCCCUGUUCGCUCAGACCUGGAGAGACAGGAGACACGACAGCACAUAGAGACCAAGCUGGCCAAGCGGCUGAGCCAGAGACCCGCGGUAGAGGAGCUGGAAAGUCGGAACAUCCUCAAACAGAGGAACGACCAGUCAGAGCAGGAGGAGAGGAGAGAGAUCAAACAGAGACUCAACCGGAAGUUGAACCAGCGUCCUACAGUAGAUGAGUUGAGGGACAGGAAGAUACUGAUUCGUUUCAGUGACUAUGUUGAGGUGGCCAAGGCUCAGGACUACGACCGCAGGGCAGACAAACCCUGGACCAGGCUGUCUGCUUCAGACAAGGCAGCAAUAAGGAAGGAGCUGAAUGAGUUCAAGAGCAACGAGAUGGAGGUUCACAAUUCCAGCAAGCACCUGACAAGGUUCCAUCGACCGUAGUGUAGAGGUAGUUUCUUCUGUGAAGAACCAGCUGUGUGGUCAGUGUAGACCAUGUGACAGUCUCCUGUUCCCAGGCCCAGUCUCCUGUUCCCAGGCCCAGUCUCCUGUUCCCGGAUGUUCGACCUACAGAUUUCUGUCUGUCUCUCUACCAACAUGGAGGAGCUGUCUGUCUCUCUGUGUGUCACAAUGGAGGCCAUGUCUCUAGAGCUGGAGCCCAGGAAAGAUAAAAGACUGAUAAACUCUUAAAGGAACUAUUAACACGUCCAUGUGUGCUGUUUCCUGGAUGUCAUCCAAUGAGAAAAAGACUCCUGGAUGUCAUCCAAUGAGAAAAAUACUCCUGGAUGUCAUCCAAUGAGAAAAAGACUCCUGGAUGUCAUCCAAUGAGAAAAAGACUCCUGGAUGUCAUCCAAUGAGAAAAAGACUCCUGGAUGUCAUCCAAUGAGAAAAAGACUCCUGGAUGUCAUCCAAUGAGAAAAAGACUCCUGGAUGUCAUCCAAUGAGAAAAAGACUCCUGGAUGCCAUCCAAUGAGAAAAAGACUCCUGGAUGCCAUCCAAUCCAACCAGCCCAAAGGGAGGAACUAUGAAGAGCCUUCAUCUUAGCCCAGUGGAACCAGCCCAAAGGGAGGAACUAUGAAGAGCCUUCAUCUUAGCCCAGUGGAACCUGCCCAAAGGGAGGAACUAUGAAGAGCCUUCAUCUUAGCCCAGUGGAACCAGCCCA